Messenger RNA from Myripristis murdjan (pinecone soldierfish), 2456 nucleotides. Its product is annotated as hydroxyacylglutathione hydrolase, mitochondrial. The record is from RefSeq and is a predicted model, not a curated record. Gene Ontology annotation, cellular component: mitochondrion. The transcript is spliced from 9 exons. Gene Ontology annotation, molecular function: hydroxyacylglutathione hydrolase activity. Lineage: Eukaryota; Metazoa; Chordata; Actinopteri; Holocentriformes; Holocentridae. The coding region runs from base 237 to 1172 and encodes 311 amino acids. Gene Ontology annotation, biological process: glutathione metabolic process.
CACCAUGAUGUAAACAGAAAUGCGCAUUAGGAGACAUUAAGACAUGAAUGAGCUUAUUUAACGACAACAGUACACCAAUUAUCUGUUCGCUUUAACUACCCGGUUAUACGCUCCACUCCCCCACACCUGAUUGGUGGAAAACACAAGGUUAAAGUUGAGAAAUAGGCGGAACUGAAGGGAAAACUCAACUUUUCUGGUUUAAGCUAAUGUAAUAACCACGCAGCUACAGUGUUGUUAUGUUAUUGCGGUCUCUAAUAGGGAGUGCCUGCACCCUAGGUGUAUUUGGAGCAGCAGCCGCCUACAAGUCUGCACCUGUGAAAGUCCAUGCCCAAGUAGCCGCUUUUCUUCACACCCCAAUAAGGAAAUCCGCCUUGGUGGAACAAGCAAAUAUGAAGAUAGAGCUUCUCCCAGCACUCAGCGACAACUACAUGUACCUACUGAUUGAUGAAGACACAAAAGAAGCAGCGAUUGUUGACCCUGUUGAGCCAGUAAAGGUUGUAGAGGCCAUCAGAAAACAUGGUGUAAGACUCACAACAGUCCUGACCACUCAUCAUCAUUGGGAUCACGCUGGUGGAAAUGAGAAGAUGGUCAGACUAAUUCCUGGGCUGAAGGUCUAUGGAGGCGAUGACAGAGUUGAUGCCCUUACAAAGAAAGUCUCUCACUCCAGCACUUUCAAAAUUGGCACUCUCAAUGUUAAAUGCCUCUUUACUCCAUGUCACACAACUGGUCACAUCUGCUACUAUGUGACAAAAGAAAGCAGCACUGACCCACCAGCUGUUUUCACAGGGGACACGCUGUUUGUGGCUGGCUGUGGUAAAUUCUUUGAAGGUACAGCAGAGCAGAUGUACAAAGCCUUGAUAGAAAUUCUGGGACGGCUGCCUCCUGAAACACGUGUUUACUGUGGUCAUGAGUACACUGUCAGCAAUCUGAAAUUUGCACGUCAUGUGGAACCAGACAAUGAGGUUAUUCUGAAGAAGCUCGCAUGGGCUAAGGAGAAAUACAACGAUGGAGAGCCUACCAUCCCCUCCACAGUGGCGGAUGAGUUCACAUUUAACCCUUUCAUGAGAGUAAAGGAGAAGUCGGUACAAGACCAUGUAAAACAGACAGAGCCUGUUGAAACCAUGAGAAGUCUUCGGAAAGAAAAAGAUGGCUUCAAGGUGCCCAAAGAUUGAUGCCCAAUGCCCUCAUGCUACCACAGCUUACUGUCACAGCACUACAAGCCGUCCGUGGAAACAAAAUAACUUUGGUCCAUUUUAAGAGCUUAAACUUGAAACACCAUAUUCACUCUGUCAUUACAGGGUCAUGUUUUCUUCUCUCUGUGUCCAGACCUAACAUGAUAAUAAGUUUAUUUCAUCCAAACAAAAUCAUCAUCGUUUUAGCUAUAGUAAGCAGUGUUGACCUAAUAGAAUGUAUAAAUGUAUAUGUGCACAGUCAGUGAAUGCUUUUAAUUUAAAAAAAAAAAAAGCUCUUUAAUUUGUAAAUGCACAGUUUAAGCAUGGACAGCAUUAAGAGUCAGUACAGUAAUAAUUUGCUGUAAUAUAUUGAUGUGCAAAUGCUGUUUCACUGUGUUGAAAUGUGUGAAGCCAGAGCUGAAAACUUUAAAGAUCCAGUGCAAUGACUUUAACUCAGGAAAAAUUGUAUUUUGAUUUCUAAGUCAAUGAAUAUAUUUGUUUUGGGUUUUUCAUCCAGUUUUUGAUGCUUAGAUGGUAGAGUUUAUAGCUCUGAGGAGAGCCUAACCAUCCCUUUAAUUGUGCCACUUAAUGGAUACCUUUUUUUUUUUUCCUUUGGGGAACAACCAUCCAGUGUUGGAGCAUAAACACCCAGCAUGAAGAUUUGAUUUCUGGUUAUUGCUUGACAGACAAGGGGCCUAAAUAGCUAUGCAUAAUGUUGCCCGGUUAGAGCACUCACUAAACUCUGGUUGAAUCUGGCAGAUCAUUCAUGCCACGACAUAGAUUGGAUUUCACAAUAUUUAAUUCUGUUGACAGCCCAUAUAAAGAGGUUUUCAAAGGCCAGUCAUAUGUAUGUAGUGCUGACAGUUUCACUAGAUCCUCUAUUAAAAUGUAUCCUGAAACAGAAAUGCAGCUCCCUUUGCACUGGAGCUUUAACAAGGUAGGGAGAUGCGUGAGCCACAGUGUAACGUGAAAUUUCUGUAAAUUAAUGAGGUGAUCCCUUUGUCACUUAUUUAUCAUAAUACAAAAACGCUUUCUUAUGAAAUUGUUUAAUGUCUUUGAUAAUUGUUUCGAAUCAGUUUUGUCAGCUUUCAUAAAGGCCUAACUUAAUUUUGCAGGAACGGUCUUGUCUUUUCAUUUAUCCAGUUCACCAAUCAUUACCUGCCCUGGUAAAAAGUUAAUCGAUCCUUUCUCCUCUGUAUGUUAAUUUCCAACUUUACAUGGAGUCUUGCAUGACGCUGUUUACAGUAAAGCAAUAAAACACGUUCGGUGUAUAAAACGAUGACA